AUGAGAAAAUCCAGCUCAGGCCGGCAGCGGGCCGGCUCAGAGGCAUCUUCGAGGUACGAGCGACCGAGAAAUGAUGAUCAGGAUUCCCCAACCGGACAUUUCGCCCCAGACGCGACGACAACCUCGUCGCGCCGAAAAUCCAGCCGUCCCAGCUACCAUGAAGAGCCCGAUGCCACUUAUGCGACAACGAUCACCGACGAACCCUCACAGAUAUCUGGUCGAUACCGAGAUGAUACGCGAAAAGAAUCUGAACGCAACGACACGAGGAGACGGCCAAGCAAGACUGAAAGAAGGACGAAACAUGAAAGGAGUCGGGGAAGCACGGAAGAUACCGAGUCAUGGAAACCGAAGAAAGAAGAUAGCCCUCGCGACUCUCGUCGGACCAGGAAGUCUAGUGAAAAGAAGGACAGUGCCCGCGACUACCGGCAUAAUAGUGCUUCACUACCUCAAAACCAGUUUCCUGGAGAGUUUCCGUCUACGUACUCUCAGCCAUACCGACCACCUGGACUGGCGGCAGAGUACUAUGGUGACCAGGGCGAGUCAGUAGCCUCCCAACCUGGCGUUCGUCCCAACGCCCCAAAUAUUGUCACCAGCGCAGAGCAGGCCCAUCUCCAGGAGCCCACCGUCGAAGCCAAACCCCCUCCCGAGCCGAGCAGUAUGGGCCAAGUCGGUGCUGCUGCUAGCUAUUUCGGUAAAACCAACAAUGAUAGCGACAUCGGGUCGCAAUCGACACCCUCUAAACCUCACCAGAAACCGAGCUUGGGAUCUAACAAGCCUCCCAAGCACGGUUCCUAUGGAGCGAGUCCCAGAUCUAGCCCAGGCCCUCCGGGUAACCACGCACCACCUUUUGAUGUCGCUCCUGGUGCGGUCGGCUCCUUUCCGGUCUCAGGCACUGCUGUGAUCGGUGCAGCGGCCGAGUAUUAUGCCGGUGGAGGUGGAGGUGGAGGCGGAGGUGCAGGACCGUCAGCCAGUGCAUAUCAAACGCCCAACAGACCUCCAGCUGGGCUACACGUUACAUCAACCCCCUAUUCCGCGCCUGCCGGCUUCGGAGUCUCACACCAGCAUUCAAAUGCAGGUCUGUACGGUGGCGCGGCGGCCCUUGCUGGAGCGGCAGCUGGUGCCUACGUCUCUGGCCACCCUCACAAUACGCCCUCACUCCACCAGCAUCAACACUCAGCGGAUAUGGCCGGACUAGCACAUGAUCACUCUGUAUCACAUGGUCACCAGAUGCAUCAUGCCCACCGACAUAAACAUCAGGGACUAUUUGGACGAUUCAUUGACUGGUGGCGAGAUCCCGAAGCAGUCGCGCGAUUCGAGGAGUACACCGAGACAAUUGGUGUUUGUAAAUAUUGCUUCGAUCCCAGGAGUUCACCUGCCGAUGCACCUCGCAGACAUGACUAUCGCCGGCGAAAGCCAUCCCCCGGGAGCCGGUAUGGGAGUACGACACGGGUAGACAAGAUGUAUAGGCAUAGCUCGGAUGAAAAUCUUCGAAAAUCCUCCUCACUCAAGAAGAAGAUGGUGGUCGGUGCCUUGACUGGCUAUGGCGUGGCGAAAGUUGGGCAAGCAGUGGUUCAACAGAAACAUGGCUUCGAUGACACAUAUUCGGUGAAGUCAGGGCGACCUGUGAACCAGAGCCGAGUCAGCUUUCAAGCCGAACAACCAUUCUCGCAAGACAAUGAUGCAGGAUUUCAGGAUCCAAAGAGGGUGGGGAGGAGUAGCGUAUCUUCAACCCAAAGAAGACAUCGCGCCGGUCGAUCGAGCUCAUCGUCCUCGAGCUCGUCUUCACACAUUGUCUCCCGUGGCGCAGUAUUGAGCGCUGGAAUGGGCGCUGCUGGGGUUGCCGUUGGUGCUGCAGCUCUGGGCGCAGACUCCCGGCGUCAAAGGAAAAAUAGAAGUCGGUCCCCAAGCUCGGGGAGGAGAUAUUUUUCCAAACGAGUCUCACCAAUGCAUUCAUAUGUCGACCUGUCAACGACCAACGACGGGUCAGGUGGUCUGAUGGGCUUCUUCACCAGCCCAUCAGCUAAUUUAAAGAAGGGGAAGAAACCAAAGGGCCUCUUCAAUUUCUCAAAUGCCUCAAGUUCCUCAUCUGACGCUGAUCUACGGUAUGGUGAGGGAACCAUACGUCGGAAACCCUCCAAGAGGCGACUUCCAGAAAGACAAGGCAGACAGCAUCGCAACAACCCCGUGCCGCCGAUGGAAGACCUGUUCAAUAGGGGUGCUGCUCUUGCUGACGAGGCUAACAGAAGAGAGCAUAAAGGUAGGCAAAAAUAUGACGCUAACAAGUAUGUAGGCCCGGGCAGCAGGGGCCCACAUGGUCGAAUCUCCAUGGCUGACCACGAAACUACUGACGAACGCGAUGACGAAUGGUAUGACACAGAUGGUGAAGUCGACUCCGAAAGCAGUGUGGAUACAGCAAUGGCAUAUGGUGGAGGAUUCUCUGCUUCCAAGAGCCGAGAGCAUCUCGCUCAAGGUGGCCGAGCAUCAGUAUCGGAUUACAACUUCAGAAAAGAUGACCAAAGGCGACAUCGGAACAGCUUGGGACAGGCGAAAUUCGGGGACGCACCAUCUUUUCCCACCUCAUCAAUCGAAACGGCCGCUGUGGUGGGUGCAGCAGGAGCCUUGGGUGGUUGGAUGGCUUCUAACGCACUCUCGCAGGAAUCAAAUCCACCCCCAACCUACAGCGCGCUAGAUCCGAUGCGUGAGCUAGAACCCCGACCAGUGUCUAAUCCCCCGUCGAAGGCUGCUUCUCCCUAUGCUACCAGGGUAUCGUCGACAUCUGUGCCUCUACAACAGCCCCAACCGAUUCCCCUUAUCGCACCUUUUAUAGGCCAGAAUAUCUCAGAAGAUAUCCAGCUUGAAGGGCAGACGUCAUUGAAAGGACAGAGAACCCGGGGCCAUGUUGCACGAGAUUCGAACUCGCCUGAGCUUCCUUCCCAGGGUCCGAGGAGCAGCGUCAAUUUCAACCUGACUGACGAGCAGCUCAAAAAUGAGGAACGCUCCAGUGGUAAGGACAAGGGGCGGGGCUCAAGGUCUGACGACAAUAGACGAGGAAGGCCCACAGAUUCUACUUUUCCCGUGGAGUCUACACCAAAUGCUCGCAAGCCAAUGCGUGACGAAAUAUCAGCAAGGCCAGGACGAUCGUCUGAUGCGGGUGGUAGCUCUUUGGAUGCUGACAAACGAGUGGCUGAGAUCGAUCGUGAACUAAAGAGGCUCUACCAGGAGCACGAAAAAGCUGAAGAACGGAAACGGAAGGACUCGAGUAUAAAGAGAGCUGUCGAAAGUUCUGUCAUCGGUGCUGCAGCAACUGUGGCCAUAGGUGGUAUGGCAAAUCAAGACGACAGGAGUCGGUCGGGUGAAGAAGCAACCCCGGCCCGAAAGUCUAGCUUGAAGACGAGAGAAAAGGACGUCUCUUCCCCACCUGAGACGCAGCAAGAAAGAAUUGCCAGAAUGGCUGCUCAGCGAGUUCGUUCAACGCCAUCACCGGUCCAGCAUGACGAUUAUAGUGCCUUCUUCGUUCCCACAGAGAUCAAGGAGCAUCUCAAAGAACACAACGACAAGGCUGAACACCGAGAUGAGUUCGGGGCAACUGUAGUUGAAAUUGCUCCUGGAGCACCCAAACCUGGAAGCUCACAUCCGUUCGACCCAUUCAACUAUCGUCCGUUUGGUCUUAGAUCGGAUGACGACCCAUUGUUACACCCUUGGCCUGUCCCAAUGCUUGGAUUGAUUGAGCCUACACCACCUGGAAGCCGUGUCCACAGUAUCAGGGGCGAUGAAACGCCCAUCAUCGAGCCCAAAUCGAACGAGGCAUCCGAUGAUAUUGGUGAGCCGCUAGAACGGAAGGAGUCUAAAGUGACGUGGGGAGAUCCUGACACUUAUGUUUACGAAGUCGUGACUCCAGAAUACGAGCGCUCUGAGUACGGACCUGAUUCGCACUUUCAGGAUCAGAGACCUGCAGAUCUUCCAUCUCCGGAUGAAGUUGUCAAAGUGCCAUUUUCGGUCACUGAAGAUUCACAACAGCGACCAGCUGUGGGUCGGGCCUGGACACUGGAUGAACAAGAGGCAGAGAGUCUUGAGAAGGAAGUGUCCGUCAUUGAUGACAGACCUCACAUAAGCCGCACUUGGACGGUUGAUGACAAAGAAGCUGAGGAAAUUAAUCAGGAACCACAGCCUCAAUCUAAGGAGGGCUCCCAGGAGACGACUCACCAUAGCACGGAGCAUGAGUCUACUCCUCAACGUGCUAUUUCCCCGGUCAAUGGUGAUCUUGAAGAGCAGCACAAAGACUCAUUCCCACCAGAGACGGAUGAGAUCCACGGAAAGAAAGCACUUUAUCAAAGCCCUUUUGCGGAAACAGUGAGCGAUCCGGGCAUCACAGGGAUCAAUUCCCCUUCAGUUCCACCCGAUACUAAGCCGACAACUGUUCUCGCCUUGGAAGAUGUGGGAGACCGAAGUAGAACAGCCCUGCUUGACCAAGAAAUCACGUCUGACGCCACCAGACCGAGCAAGAGUGACCUGCGUCGUCGAGAGCGUUCCCGCUCUUCUGGAGAUGCAUUUGAACCUCCCUCGCCACAGCAAGUUUCGUCUGAAGUCAGGGACGACGUCAGUCCCAGACAACCAUUACAUGCCACCGACAGUGACCGCAACCUCGCGAAGAGCGUCUCAUCCAAGACCUCCGCACUGGACAUGGUGUUAGGUACAUCUGCUGUUCUCGCUGCGAACCAGUUGAUCAAGGAUGCUGCUGAACAUGACCACAUCAGCUCACCCAGUAGAGGCGAAGCUCUAUCAUCUCGAGUCGAGGGGCCGACUACGCUUAGUGAUGCAAAUUCGGGGCGUCGACAGAAAGAUUCCAAGGGAGAAUAUCACUCAGAUCCAGAGGAAUGGGAACGACUUCGGGAAAAGUCGAAGGGGUCGAAGUCCAGCUCCAAGAGCGACGUGGGCGUGAUGACAUCAAGAAAAUCUGAGAAUAGACGCUCAGAUGACAGUGCAGACUUCGAACCACUUUGGAGAUCCCGUACCGACGAUGAUCUGUAUGAAAAUGAAAAGUCUAAGCGAAGGUCAAGGCACAGCAGUGGUGAUCUUGUUGAGGCUCCAGCAACGAGCCGAAACCGCAAGGAUGAUAAGAGAACCUCGCGAGGCAAACACCGCGGAACCUCUGACGGAGCUCAGAAAGCAGACAACGCGUCUAUCGUGAGCAACGCGCCUGAUCGAGGACCGAAGGAGUCUAGUGGCUUUUUCAGCAAUAUCUUCUCCAGUAACAAGAGUGAUGUCAGUACAUCUAGCAAGAAGAGCGCAAAAUCUUCUAAGUCAGACAGUCGAGCAGAUCGAGAACGAUCUGAGAAAUCCGAAUCUCGAAGAAAACGCAGGUCAAGGGACAAACCUGAGUUUGAUGAUGUCGCAUCUGCAGCAUCUGAACCAGCUACAAGGAGUCAACACAGCCCAGAUCGUCAAACCCGGAAUGCCGGGCAAAACGAGAUAUCCAAUGAUCAGACUGUCGACGACGGAUUUGUUUCUGCCGAGGAGACCGCAGGAACACCGCUUCAGGACAUGACAGAACAAGAGUCUUUUUUAGCAAGUCGCCCCGAAAUGCCACAACCAAUGGUCACGGAUACGCCAAUGGAUAUUGAUGGUGUCUCGGGGCAAAUGUCUGAGACAGACACGUCUUCACCGCCCGAUCCCAUCAGUAGUGUCCACGCACAUGGAACAAUCAGUCCUACAGAGAACGAGCACGUUGCGGCUCUCCCUACGACUUGGAUGGAGGAUGUUCAUUCGGGGAUUUUGCCUGACGAACCAGCAACUGGCGUUGGCGAGGAAGAACGGAGUUUCAAGGAAUCUUCUUCGAGCCCCUUUCCCAUACCCGCAGCCUCUCGACGCUUGUCUGCUAUACGGACAGGCGAUAUCCCUUCCAGCCCACUGGUGGCUAGCUCCCCAACCGCUGUGCCGUUGCAUUUCCGACGGCCUCCCAUCUCGCCCACUAACCCACGCUUCUCUAUGAGUUCGCCAGUUAUGUCUCCAAGCUCACCACUGACCACCCCACGAACUCGACAAGGAAGGCCAAAGUCGACGGAAUUUCGUUCGAGCAAAGAAUUCCGACCGCUGUAUCUUGUAGAGAGACAAAAUUUUGCGAAAGCAGCGCCACCGGAACUUUCAGAGGAGUACCCAUCGUUGCCAUCAAGUAAAACCAGCUCCGCCCAUCCGUCCAUGGAAGAUCUUCGCGCAGAAGCUUAUCUGCAAAACCUGCCCGACUCCUUUACCCCGUCACGCAUCAGCGCGGAAAGCUUUCGUGAACAUGGCAGGAGACACAGUUACUCGUAUUGGCAUGAUGAUGGUGAGAAACGGCGAGAAUCACCAGACUAUCUGGAUUCUCGAUCAGCCACACCAGUGCCUGGUGAAGCACAAAGGGCUCGUGACCAAGAAAAGAAGCCCAAGCCAAAAUAUGAGUUCCAUUCACCGAGCGAGUUGCUCCAAGAUCCGGCCUUUUUUCAUGAUGAAGCUCUGGUGGACGAGGAAGUUGUGCCUCAUAGCCCCCUCCCCAGUGUCGCAAGCACGGACGUCGAUCAGGACUACGUGAGUGCACGAAGUAGGAGUCUGUCUCCCGCGAGGACGCGAAGUCAGAGUCGCGGUCGAAGGAGCGCUUCCACUCCAAGAUCAACAUCAGUAUCGUGGCAGGACGGAAUCGCUACAGCAGCUGCUGGUGCGCUUCUUGGUUCUGCAUUAACCGUCACCUCCCAUGAAGUGCUCGAGAAGUUGCAAGAGGAUAGCCCGGCGGAUGAAACCGGAACGGUCAGAAAGUUGGAGUCCAUGAACGUCACACCAGAGUCCGGGUCCAAAGCAGCUCACAAUACAGGAAUUGACAAUGAGACGGCCUCUCAGCAACAAACGGAGCGCGAGUCAAUUCAAGCAAACACUGAUAUGCAUCGGAGUACUGAAUCGCAGGUUCCCACGAAAGACGCCCUGGAUACUAACGCUUGGCGAGGCGUUUUCACAGAGAUUCACAAGCGCAGGCUUGACACUGACGUGAUAACAAACGCUAGUCCUGCAUCCAACGCCGAGGAUCUAGGGGCCCGGAGCUUGCAGAAACCAGCCGACAAUGAACGUGUAACCCCGUCCAACCUAGAAGAAGUGGUUCUGGCAAAGUCAGUUGAUGUUGUCCCAACCAGCCUCGGUGAAAUGGUCAGGGAUGACACAACCAGUCUCGAGAAGGUAGAAAGAUCCGAAGAAGAAUCUGGAGAAGGCGACGAAGCGAGUGUGCCUCCGCCAUCUGGAGCAGCAGAACCCUUGGAUUCUGUCCGAGGUCUCGAGCAACAAGCCAAACCCGUUUUAGACCCACACGAGGCUCUGGAGCCGCAACCUGAAAUCUACGAAGCAGAGGCAAUCCAAGUUGAUAGUGAAUCAGACAAGCUACAGGAAGCGAGGGACAAGGAUGAUGAAGAUGUGCAGACGGCCUUCAACGAAGCGUCGCCCUCAGAAGCACAUGUGAACGCAGAGCAAGCUGAUGUGGAAGAUCCCAAAAUAGGGGAGCCCAAAGACGUGAUUGUUUCGGAUAUCCGGGAUGUCGAGGCACUUACUUCUGGCACCACAGAGUCAUUUGAAGACGCACUGGACGUACAGCCGACGGAAUCUACUUCGGCACAAGAUUCUGACUCAUCAGCGCAUCCAGAAGUCGAACAUCACGUCGAUAUCAACGAACAUCUAGCGGCCGACCAGACGGAGCUCGAGCAACCUCUUGCAGAAGGUGUUUUAUCAAGUAUCGCACAAUCAAGCCGUGAUCCUCUUGAAGAGGCAUUCAAGGGAGCCGUACAAGCUCGAGGCUUGGUUGAGGGCGCAUCCGUCGAAACAGCGUACCAAGCAUUCCAACCAGAGAUUCCUGAUGUUAGAGGGACUCAUUUGUCCACUAUCCGAGAAGAAGGCGAGACCCCAUCCGUCUCUACCCAGCAAGCCUCAGAGAUACUUAGGACAGAAGCGGAUGUCGGGCGUUCGAAGAAAGACAAAAGAAACAAGAAGAAAGCAAAGAAGGCGUUAGCAUUGGGUAACCUGGUGGAAUCAGACUCAGCGCCAGUUGACGCUGAAACCUCGCAAUCCCCAUUGGAAGAAUCCCAUGUCAAAACAUCAGAGCCAACGUUGUCUGGGGAGGUCAAUAAAGAGCUCGCAUCAGCAGGAGAAGGGCCAAAUCCCUUUGGCGAUGAUUCUGAAAUCAAAACCAGUGAGUCAGACAUACCACCUGGCGAUGUCAAAGAGGGUUCCGAUGUUCCCGUGACUACCGAUACUGAUAGUCGGACGAUAACCUUGUCGUCGACUCCCGAAGAUGACAGUGGCGGUGCAUAUUCGAAGAAAAUGAAGAAGGGCAAAAGGGGAAAAAAACAACAACUUCAGUCUUACGACUGGGACGAGACUGGAACAGGGGUUGAUCAAACCGAAACUAGAGAGGCUGAGCAGGCCACUGACCCAGCCCUUCAACAGUCCACUCCCAUGAGUCCCUCAGAUGAACCCGCGCAGCCGACAUUAGAGGGACCUGGCUCACUGGAGAGAUCCGCUGAUUCUGCAGACACAGUCCAACAGGACUCAGGUUAUGUCCAAGAGACUACUUCAAGGUCGGGCAAGAAGAAAAAGUCUAGGAAAAAAAUGGAUGCGCCGCCGACGAUCGAGCAAACGGGCGGACAGACACCUGAAGAAGAUCCAUCUACUAUUACUAUCCUACCCUCUGAACAACAACCAAGAACGGACCAAGCAGCCUAUGUGUCAAGUCUGAUUGAAGAGCCCAAUCCUACGGAACAAGGUGUGCAAGAACCAGAGGCGAUCGAGGAAUCUCAGGCACCUUCCGAGUUAUUGACACCGGAAACGAUCGAUGUGACCUCCAGAAAAGUUGCAAUUGACUCUUCAAAGCCCAGUUCUAGGUCAGAGGUCGCUGGGGACCAAGUACCGCAAACUCCAGGGCAAGCGAACACAUUACUCAGUACCUUUCAGGAGGACGGGAAUUCAGACGAACACCAGACGCUAGAUGCCAGCACUCCCGCUGACCUGGUCGGAGCUGAAAGUCCGCUCACAUCCACAAAGCUUUCUGGAGAUAAUGUUUAUACAUCUUUCGAGGAACCAGAAGCUGCGGGAGCUAAUCUGAAGUCAACUAAUGCGACUGCGCUGGUCCAUGCUCUGACCCCUCCGGAUGAAACACAAGAGGUGAAAGUGGCAGCCACAUCCGGAGAGCCUCUACCAGAACUCCCUUCAGCAGAAGACGAACAAGCUGCAAAACACCUGGGCCCAGAGCUUGGAGCCAUCCCUAUUAUAGGUGAGGGCGAGCAAGUCCAUGACGAGCCAGGGGUUCCUGCGCCAAACCCACCAUCGGUCGUCAAAGAAGAGGGAAUGGAAGAACCGCAGGCCGCUUCAAUCCAUGAUGAAGGCCUGGCGAGGGCAAAGUCACCACUCGAUGAAACCUCCAUCAAAGAGUCGAUGGCAUACCAGGACGAAGAUAUGUGGGCUUUCACAUCGAAAAAGUCGAGAAAAGAUAGGAAAAAGAAGCGAGCUUCUGCUUUUGAUGGUCUCCAGAAUUCAGGAUCUGGUCAGGAGGCGUCUUUGUCAGAUGAAAUCGUGACACAGCCAAUGGUCUCUGAAGCUGGUGGGGACAACAAGGACACAGAGUCGCCAACAGAACCGGUAUCAGCCGGAGCUCCACCUCCAGAUGACCUAGCUCUUGCCGAAGAUGAGCCUCGCCAUGAUGACGAUACAUUCCCUGUGACGAAAAAGGUCAAGAAGGAUAAGAAGAAGAAACGCACCAGCUUAUUGAAAAGCACCGAAUCUUACUCAUCGGCGCAAGAUGGAGAAACUGCAAACAGUGUCGCCGACUCUGGUAUCCCACACGAAGAAUCAACCACAGAAGCACCGACAACACAAGUCGCUGAGAUUCAACUCGAGUCCCAGCCAGCUUUGGGUGGGGAAGAGCCUCAAGAUAUUGGUGACGGCUCCGGUUCUAAGAAGAAAUCCAAGAAGUCUAAGGGCAAAAAAAACCGGCAGUCCUUGUUUGAUGGUGACGUAGCUGGAUCGGCCGACGAUGUUAGGACUGAGAGCGGUGACCGACUACCUCAAACUUCACCUACUCCAGCUGCAGAACAAACCGCAGAACAAGUUGAAGGCUCAGAUACAGUUCCAGAUUUGGACGAAAAAAUCGAGGAUGCCCACGGUCCGCAAACUAGAGAAGGUCAAGCCAGCCCCGAUUCUGAAGAGCAGAACACGAGCGCUGUCGAACAACAAAUUGCUACGGUCCUGUCUACAGAGCCUGCGGAACAUAAUGAUGCUCCUCCUCAACCAGCAGGCAACGGUACUCAAAGCGGUACUGAUCCCCAACCAACGUUGGAUGUCGCGGAAGAAAUGCCUCGCACCCUAGCAUCUAGCUUUGAAAGACUCCCCGACGUGGCAAUGCAGUCUGCUCAGGACGAGGCUGUCACCAAGGCCGACGAUUUCUCUGUAUCCGGUGCUGUUACUGACGAGACGUCAGUACCUGAACCUGUCGGGACAAGUGAUUCUCCUGAACCUCAGGCACUCGAGAAUCCUCCCCCAGAGGCAGCAACCCUGUCAUUUCCUGUCAAUCCAACGACCGAGACUACAACUGAUCUGACUGACAAACUGGCUGCUGAGUGUGCCAGUGAACUUGCUCCUGAAUCUACUGGCGAGCCUCUUGCAGAAAAGAUCUUUGAGCAUCCUCCCGAGUCCCCGAUCGAGCCUAAGAUCGGGUCUGCUACAGACCCCAUACCUGUAUCUACCGAUGAGUCUGGUGUUGAACCUGCCGUUGAACCUGCUGUCGAACCUACCCGAGAGCCACUUCCUCAACUUUCUCUCGAGCCCAAUUCUGACCCUAUCAAUCAACCUACUCUUCAGCCAGUCAAUGAACCUGCUACUGAACCGAGUGCCGAGAUCGAUCUCGAAACAUAUAUUGGAGCAAUUGGAGCUUCUACUGAAACUACGAGGAAGCUAAUCAGUGAAACUGAUAUUGAAGCUCCUGCCAAGGUUUCUCUUGAUUCUUCUGUUGGACAAGUGAACGGAGUAGGGGCUAGAGGCCCUACUGAGACUGCUAUCGAGUCUACCCCUGGCCAGCAACUAUCAUCUGACGAUGUGGUAGAGGAAGACUUUGGUCUUUUAUCGAAGCGAUCAAGGAAAGAAAAGAAGAAGAAAAACAAACGGCAAUCAACCCUCGUUGCAGAAACAAUCCGGCAUAGUCCUCCGUCCAGUCAAACCCAAGCCGUGUCAGAUGAACCAGAGCUAAUGUUCGAUGAGUCCACCGAGCCCAGUAUCACCAAGUCCACUUUGCCCGAAGGAGAGAUGCAAGGCGCGGCGGCUACGACAGAAGAUAUCAGUAAGCAGAGUAUGGCACCAACGUAUGUAUCGGCAAAGAAAGACAAGAAAAAGAAGAAGCGACAAUCAACCCAAGUUGCUGAUACGCCGCAAGUAGAAACAAUAGCAGAUCUCAGCAACGGUAUGAAUAUCGAAUCGGAAUCUCUGGCCGAUCCUCCUUCAAUUGACACGGCAGCAAGUGAAUCAAGGCUUGCUAUUGAACCAAUGACUGGAGAUGCUAUCGAUGCUGCUCUACCUGAGGGUGACGCGGUGACCAUGGAAGAAGACUCUGAAGAGGUUCAACAACAGAAAUCCGAGACUAGUUGGGAAGAUAACCUGCCAUCGAUAUCUACAAAGUCGAAGAAGGACAAGAAAAAGAAGAAGCGACAAUCCAACAUCGAACCCGCAACGCCUGAACCGAAAUUUGAAGCCUCGAGUGAAGAUGCUUCUCAGUCACAAGCGGACAAUAUCGCUAAGGUCUCAGCCAUCGAGGAAACUGAAAUGUCGGAAACGGUUGAAACCCCCAAAGGAGAGGACGUCCCCUCUGCUCUCGGAGAUCAAGAUGAAGAAUGGUCGCUUCCUUCAGACAAAAAGAAAAAGAACCGAAAAAAGGGCCAGAAACUAAAAUCUGCUGAGGCGAGUCUCCCCCAGGCUGGCGGACAGGUCAGCCUGCAGAAUGAUCCGGAUGUCGAAAGCAAUAUCGAGAAUGUGGAGGAGGAAGGGAAUGUAAAUCUUCCGGAAAAGCAGCCAAUAGCUGAACCUAUAGCUCAGCAAGAUCUAGCUCCAGCAGGAGCAGGCCAGAUGGUUUCAACUCCCUCAAUGCCAGGAACAAACCCCUCCAUUUCUCUGGGAGGUCUUGGUAAUCAACCACAGGCAGCUGGAUAUGUGGAAGAGCCGAGAAAGGUACAAACGGUUUCCGAAGAGGAUAGAACUGAUGUCGAAAAGCUACUGCAAGAGGAGCCUGCUGGAGCGGAACCUGUCCGACGCGAGGCUGAACUUGUGGAUGGACGUGCGAGGCGGGUGCCCGAGAUAGCGGGGUCAAUUGCUGGAACACCAGAAGGAGUGGCUAUGAGUAACGCCGCUGAAACUACUUCAACAGAUCAAGUUUUCGAACACGAAGACUCUUCCUGCAAAAAGGCAAAGAAAGGGAAGAAGAAGGCCCGUCAAUCCGCUGCUGAGAAGGCUGAAGAACAAGAAGCGGUUGAGAAACCUGUGGAAGAAGCUGAUUCUUCCACUACCCCUGAAGCUGAGCAGCCUGUUGCUGAAAAGGAAAUGUCAACUCGGAAGAAAUCGAAAUCGAAGAACGGCGGAAGGAACCAGCGGCAACUUUCCUGGGAUGACAGUAACGCCGAGCCUACGGGAAUCACGGCAGAAAUUGAAUCGACAAACGUGGAGGCCUUGGACAAAGCAACACCACAAGCAAUGCCCGACCAGAGGUUUGAGCCAGAGGAAUGGAACGUCACCAAGAAAAAGGGCAAAAAGAAGAAGCAGCCGCUGACCUUUGCGGACUUUGAGGCACUGCCGGCAUCAGUGGAGGCAUCAGCUAGUCCAAACCCCGUUGUCGAAGGUGAACAGCCAGAAGAGAAACCUUUGUUCUCGACAUCGAAAGACGAUGUUGAAGACCCGCCCCACACAGAUGAUUUGAACGAGGAACAGCGCUCUGAUGAUAACGUUCUCGACACCGGUUCCAGAUCAGUUAGCGGUGCAGGACGACAAUAUGAGACGUCAACGGACGCCACAAUCCUCCGAAGGCAUGGGGGAAUGGAUAGUCAAGAUUCCAAAGAAACUGCAGCACAGGAUUUUCCCGCGGUGGCAUUUGGACAAAUCGAAGCAGAUGAAAACAAAAAGAUUGAGCCGAGCCAUCCCAUUGCCAAUGCGUCCACCACAACGCCCUUGGAAGACAAAAGAGCGGACGUCAGCACCGAAAGUGUUGCAGAAGCCCCAGCAUCGCUCCACACCGACUCGGCGCAUGUUGAAGGAUUGUCGACUUCAGAAGCUCCAAUUUUGACAGAAAGGAUGCAGGCGCAAAAUUCUGAAGGAAAUCCGCCGGAAACACCGAUAUCAAUGCAAGCCGGACCACGGCAAGCCGAUGAGAUCGCCAUCCCAGAUGAAACGAAGGCACUCCCAGCAGAUGAUCUGCAAUCCCGAGAAGCUCCUCCGCUAGAGCGCGUGGAGAGUGAGGUGCAAGAAGCACCAAGUGCAGCACAGGAGGGGGUGGUGGUGGAGAACAUAACAGAAGAAGUGGUCCCGUCGCGGUCGAAGAAGAAGAACAAGAAACAGCGUCGAUCUACAUACGAGGAGCCUGUGUCCGAGCCUCGGGAAACGGGAAAUGUAGGACCUGAGGUCGAAGCAAAGGAAUCCAAACUGGAGCUCGCAGUGGUCGAUUCUCCAGAACAAGAUCCAGCUGCUGAAAAAUCAAAUGACACUGUAGCAGACGAAGACACUUUCGCUUCAACCAAACGGGUAAAGAAAGACAAGAAAAAGAAACGGAAGACACUCUCACUUGAGGGAGACGUGAAUGAACCACAGCCGACAAUUCAGAACAAUCUGGAAAAAGUCGAAGAGACCACCGCAAACAAAUUCCAGCCCGGAACAGAAGCCAUGGUAACUUCAAUCGGCACAAGUUCUCUGGAACCUGACCCCGAACGUGACAUUGCCGAAAAAGCUACGGCGAGAGCAGCUUCACAGCCUCUACCUGUAGUCGAGCCUACAGAGGACACACUCUCUGGGUCGGCAUUUCCAAUCCACAGCGCCAUACAGACUUCCCCACCGACUGCGGAUGAGAUGAAUGCGGCCGGUGCACCUUUGCUACCCCCCGAAUCCGAAUCCGAAAUGCUGGAGGGUACAAAAUUGGAGAACACCACUGCAUGCAUUCCUCACGCGGAGGAGCUUGACUCUGUCAUACCAGACUUGGCGUCUACGAAGUCGUCUCGGAAAGAGAAGAGGAAGAGCAAAAAGAAAACAGUGCUCGAAGAAGAGCCGAAGACCGAUGAUAUUGAAGACCUAAGAGCGGAGAAUGGAGCCGAUACACCGCGAGACGAUAUGCCUGCGGAACCCAGCAAGUCAUCAACACUCACAGAGGUUCAGCCCGAGUCUGAAUGGGGAUUCUCCAGCAAAAAGUCCAAGAAGAAGAGUAGGGGUAGUAAAGCCUUGACUGCUGCUGAUGAAUUCGAAACAUCAGGCACAGCAACACCGGGUUCCAAUGACGAUUUCAUGUCGGCCGUGCAAACACCAAUGCAACGGACCGUGUCGCCGGAGCUCAUGGACGCUGUCAUGGCAGAACGUAACGAGGUCCCUACCCUGGAGACUGACAGUGCUGAAUUCUUUGCUCCGGCAUCGAGCAAGAAGAAGUCCAAAAAGGACAAGAAGAGGAAGUCAGUCCUUGCUUGGACAGGAAAUGAGGAUCAGACAGCUGAAGCUGCCUCUGGGUCAUCGACAACGGCACCACCUACAGAGCCAGAAAUCUCGCGGACCGAUGAAAUUGCUUGCAUGGAGGCACUUCCUACUGACCGGGAGAAAGGUCACGCUAAAAGCAAGCUCGAAACUCCGGCCCCCCUCACGGCGUCACUCGAGAUGAAGACUGGGGAUAAUAUGGAUUCAAUUGCCUCCGCUAAUCAAGGAUCACUACCUUCUCAGGACUACACCAAUAACGCGUCGGACACCCACGAGUCGGCCGUUCUAUUUGGUGCAGCAGGGGACACACCUGGCCAGCGUGCUCUAGACAAAUCAAUUGAUCCGAUAUCUACGUCGGAGCAAGCUGCAUCGCCAACAACCAAACUUGAGCAUGUGGAUGAUACAUUGCCCCGUGAGAUGGAGAUUGAUCCCGCGCAGCCCGCCAGCAACAUCGGCGAUGGUAUGCUGAAUGAAGGAGCGAACAGGGCCAGUAUGAUAUUGGAUUCCGCGAAGGGCAUGUUUGGUGCCGACCCAGCAAACGAUCAAAAAACGCUGUCGCGGGACGAGUCUGCCCAUUUUCACGCGCAAGAUACACAUGUAGAGCUCGUCACAGCGAAUACUGGUGUCCCAGAUGUAAUUGAUCACAGGCAAGAUGUGUUAGAGACUGACACUAUCACGUCAGAGAAUCGAUUCGCUACUUCUAAAAGGGGUCAGGAGGAUGCUGUGGCAGAUGCUAUAAUCACAGUCUCGAAAGACGGAAAAGACGCAACCGGACUCGAGGACCCCGAUUUUGGCAUCAAUAAAGAUACUUCGAAGCGCAAGAAGAGCAAGAAGGACAAGAAGGCAAAGAAGAAAAGUGGGAUAUCCGAAGGGCUCGAGGAUAUUGUCCUGCCAAAGAUGGAACUCGACCAAACUGAAACUCUAGAGCCUGAAAUUCCUGAAAUCAUCCACAAUGAGGCCAGGGAAUUUUCAGAUGUUCCAGCACAUGCCCAAGAGAAUACCGAAGAUUUGUCCGAUGUAAGUGCGACCACACGUGAAAGACGAAAGAGAAGAAAAUCACCUCCGGCUUGGUCAGGAGAAGAGCCUGAAGACCUACCAAGGGAUCGUGCGCUUACUCCACCACCUGAACACGACGAUAUUAUGGAUACUGCCCUCGGGGUUGCCGCAGGACUUGGAUUUGGUGCUGGAGAAAGCGAGUCGAGCAGAGAAACUCCACGAAAGGCACCCUCGCCCACUCGGCAACCGUCCGCAGGCUGGUCUUUUGCUAAGCUUGAUCCUGUUACCAAGCUUGCCCAUGCCGAAUCGAAUAGAGACAGCGGUGUUCAAUUCGAGUCGCCGGAUCCAUCAUCAGGUCACUUUCCAUCCGCAAGAGACAGUGGCUAUGUCGCAAGCCCUACGAUCCAAGAUGGUGAAUUCGGUACCCCCAGGGAAAUCCACACAGAUAUAAACCUUCGUCCGCCUCGGCCUCAAUCACCCACAAGCUCGACAGAGGAUGUAUCCAAGAAUGUGACGAGUAGGCACCAGGUCGAUCAGUCGAUCAGCCUAGAGACGCCCAGAAGAAAGCCUUCGCCGGUGGAAUCCACUUCAAAGGACAGAUCCUCGGUUCUGUUCAAUUCCUCUCCCGCCAUGCCAUCCCCGAUAAACACGGAUAUUCGGAACAGAAGUCCUCAAGAUAUGGCAAGUACCCUUCAGAGAAGCCCCAGUAUUCAUGGCCAUCAUCUCAGCCGGGAGGAGCUGAGGCAACAAAAGGCCAAGAUUUCCCCACACAACGAUGACAGUGACCAACUUGCUUGGAAUCAGAUUAGCCGGUCAGGUGUAGCACCGGGGAAUCGGUCGGGCUUUGACUCACCAACACAGGCCAACAUCAUGCGCCCGUUUUCGCCGGGCAAGACGACGCUCAACGCCAUCAAUGAAGACUCACACGAGGCGAGCUCACAGAUACAUCCGUUCGUCAAUCCUCCCACAAAUCUGACGCCUCGACAGCCUGCAGAGACCGACAGCCUUGGAACAGCUGGCUUGGCGGCAGCCGCUGGAGCAGCCGCGCUUGUAGCCUCCGCAGCAAUUUCACGUGACUUUCCCAGUCCCAGCGCUAAAUCUCUUGGCAGAAGCAAGUCUCGGACCUCAUCGUUGCGCAACCUGCACAGCACCUCAGUCUCCCCCUACGACCCAGCCAAUUUCGCGUCGGGGUCAUCACAAGCACCGGUCAAUGCCCAGAGCGCGGGCAAGGCUGCUGCUCGUGAUAGGGAAAUGGCAGAUGUCUAUGAUGGGUAUGGUUCACUACCCGGUAGUCCCCGUUCUCCCACACGACCUCCGAGUAUCCGACAACGACAGAGCAUGCAGCAAAUAAGAGAUCUUGAGGCGAAGUUGGACCAGCUCGCAAGUGAGAAUCGCUCCUUGGCCGAAGCAAAGAUAGCCACAGAACAGCAACUCGAACAAGCUCAUUUCGAACGCAAUCGAGUUGAAAACGCGGAAGUAGCGUUCAACGCGCAAAUCCAGGAGCGGGAUGCGGAAAUCACGCGUCUCAAACAAGAGGUGGCCUCCCUGAUCGCGACACAUGAGUCACUGAAAAGAGAACACGAACAGAGCUUGUCCAGUCUCCGGCAUAACUACGAUGAGGCGCAAUCGCAAUGGCAAGACUCUUUGAAAGAACUGGAAACGCUGCGAUCACGGCACAAUGAGCUGUCAACUGGGAUGGAGUCCAUCGUCAGGCACGAAAUCGAUACAGCUCUUGGCGAGAAAAAUGCAGAAAUAGAACGACUUCGGGGAGAGCUUGAAGCUGCCAGAGGAAAGAUCAGAGACUUGCAGUCUCAGAUACUGUCAAAGGGGGCAGACGAUGUGGUUGUUUUCCACGACGAGGAUUACUUUGAUCAAGCGUGCCAGAAGCUGUGUCAACAAGUACAAGGGUGGGUACUUCGGUUUUCCAAGUUCAGCGACUUGAAGCUUUGUCGCACAACAAAUGAGGUCCGAGAUGAAAAGAUUGUGGACCGAUUCGACAAUGCGAUACUCGAUGGUUCAGACGUGGAUGACUAUCUGGCGCACCGGGUCAAGCGACGAGAUGUUUUCAUGUCGGUGGUGAUGACCAUGAUCUGGGAGUAUGUCUUUACUAGAUAUCUGUUUGGUAUGGACCGUGAUCAACGGCAGAAACUGAAGCAGCUGGAGAAGAAUCUGGGAGAAGUGGGACCACCGAGCGCGGUUCACCAAUGGAGAGCCCUCACGCUCACGUUGCUCUCCAAACGAGAGAGUUUCAAGGCGCAACGGGAGAGCGACACCGAAGCAGUGGCCAUUGAGAUUUUCUCGACAUUGUCACGCUUUCUCCCUCCACCCCAGCAUCUAGAGAACCAGAUUGUGGGAUCGUUGCGCAACGUGAUGCGCACGGCGGUAGAACUCUCAAUCGAGAUGCGCACCCAACGAGCCGAAUAUAUCAUGCUACCGCCAUUGCAGCCCGAGUACGAUACCAAUGGCGACCUGGCUCGGAAAGUGUAUUUUAAUGCAAGCUUGAUGAAUGAAAGAAGUGGCGAGACGACAAGCAACGAGGAGUUGGAACGUGAACAUGCGGUGGUGCGCAUGGUACUCUUCCCGCUUGUCGUCAAGAAAGGGGACGACAAUGGAGUAGGAGACGAGGAGAUUGUCGUGUGCCCUGCGCAGGUUCUGAUCGCAAGACCAGAUAAGGGAAAGCGAGUGAAGAGCUCGGCGAGACACGUCAGCGGUGGCAGUGAUGCGAAGAGUUUGCGUGCUGUGAGCACGCACAGUCUUGCCAUGAGCGGGAUGGAAGGGAACGAGAACAUGUUCUGA
Messenger RNA from Fonsecaea pedrosoi CBS 271.37, 18498 nucleotides. RefSeq lists its product as uncharacterized. NCBI's taxonomy places the organism in Eukaryota, Fungi, Ascomycota, Eurotiomycetes, Chaetothyriales, Herpotrichiellaceae. The transcript has 2 exons. The record is from RefSeq and is a predicted model, not a curated record. The coding region runs from base 1 to 18498 and encodes 6165 amino acids.